Penicillium cosmopolitanum is the source of this 1374-nucleotide messenger RNA. RefSeq names its product FAD-dependent oxidoreductase. The record is from RefSeq and is a predicted model, not a curated record. The coding region runs from base 1 to 1374 and encodes 457 amino acids. Lineage: Eukaryota; Fungi; Ascomycota; Eurotiomycetes; Eurotiales; Aspergillaceae. The transcript has a single exon. Gene Ontology annotation, molecular function: monooxygenase activity; FAD binding. Gene Ontology annotation, biological process: secondary metabolite biosynthetic process.
AUGUCUUUGAAUCAACCAGGCAUCCCAUUGAAGAUAACGGUCAUCGGCGCUGGGAUGGCUGGCCUCUCAUCGGCAAUAGCACUUUCAGACAUAAAUCCCGACCACCAGAUUACAGUCUUAGAAUCAAAUACCUCCCUCAGCGAGCUCGGUGCCGGACUACAACUCUUCGCAAACAGUACCCGCGUUCUACACAAAUGGGGCCUAACACCAUCCAUGGAGAAAGUCGCCUUCCAAUCCUCGCAUCUGUCCAUUCGGCGCUGGGAGGAUAACGCCGAAUUGUCUUUCAACAUGAACAACCCUACAAGCACAUGGCUGUACGGGUGGCCCCAGUGGCAGGUCUACCGACCAGACCUGCAACAAGCGCUCUUCGAGCGCGUUAAGAAGCUGCCCAACGUUUCCGUUUUAUUCGGCAAGUCCGUUGCAUCCGUGGAUCACGAGACCGGUACUGUCCAUACAACAGACAGGGAGGUCUUCGAGGCAGAUCUCACAGUCGCAGCAGACGGGAUUUGGUCCCGAGCCAGACGGUGCUUGCCGGCGUCGAAGGAUGUGCUCCCCACCGCAUAUCGAGAACAUAACUACCGUGCUGUGAUUCCGCGGUCACGAAUGCUCUCUAAUCCCAUUACUGCACAAUUCAUGGCUUCCCCGGAGGCAAAAUCGUGGGUGGGCCCCAAUGUAUUUGUGCUGGGGUAUACAGUUGCCUCGAAGGAGUUGUAUAAUCUUGUUAUCGGUGUCCCACGGCCUAGCGAAGGAACGCCCGUCGGGUCUUGGAAUCAUCCUGCCAAUGUCGAGACGAUGCGCGGACUUGUAUCGGAGUGGUGUGAGGAGGUGCGAGCAUUAGCUUCUCAUGUUCAAGACGGAGAGUGUGUUUCAUGGACCUUGGGUGAAGUCGCUCCUAUUCCGAGUUAUGUUAGUACAUCCGGAAGAGUAGCGUUGGUUGGAGACGCGGCGCAUGCUCUUCUUCCUCAUGCUGCUCAAGGGGCGGGAAUGGCGAUAGAGGAUGCGGCGAGUCUAGCGGAGUUUGUGGGACAUUUGAGGUCCAAGGAAGAUCAGCCAAAGGUGAUGAGUGCUUGGAGUGGAUUUAGACAGGCUCGUGUGGAUCAUUUGCGCAGUAUCAGCCGUGGCAAUGCUAUUGAUAUGACUCUUCCGGAUGGCGAACGUCAGAUUGCACGAGAUGCGAAAUGGAAUUCUAUCCGCGAUACGCAGCGGGCGCAGCUGGCUGAGCUGGGCGCAGAGAAGAUUAGAGAGAAGAUAAUCCAGGAGAAGCCGAUGCCUGAUCCGGCUUGUAAAAGCACAUUUGAGCCUGGUGGUAGAAUGUGGAUCAACGGAUUUGAUGUGAGUGAGGAAAGUAGGAAAUUCUGUCGCGAACAUUUAUGA